This is a messenger RNA of Chanos chanos (milkfish), 1554 nucleotides long. It is a transcript of the gene btbd17a, whose product is annotated as BTB (POZ) domain containing 17a. The record is from RefSeq and is a predicted model, not a curated record. Bases 1 to 1554 code for a protein of 517 amino acids. NCBI's taxonomy places the organism in Eukaryota, Metazoa, Chordata, Actinopteri, Gonorynchiformes, Chanidae. The transcript has 3 exons. Gene Ontology annotation, molecular function: protein binding.
AUGAGUGAGUUCGAAGGUGGGCUCUUCUCUCGGAUCUACCCAGCGAUCCUGUGGUCUGCUAUCCUCUCUCUCCACAUGAAACUGCUCCAUGGAGGUAAGGUGACCUCACCUCCUCUAGUGCCCAGCUGGCUGUGCAUCUCGGUGGGCAGAGUGACAGCCGAGCAGGGGGUGGGCGUGUGGAAGAUGGAGAGAGAGGACAGUCCACUAGAGGGCAGCACUGCGACCCUGAGUCACGCUGUGGGCCUGCUGGGUAAGCUGGAGGGACUGCUGCUGCAGGGGAACAGCAGUGAUGUGGUGCUGAGGUUGGAGACGGUAGAUGCCGAUGAAGUGAAAGUGCUUCAGGCUCACGCCUUGGUCCUGUCGCUACAGAGCCCUGUGUUCAAGGAACUGCUGCACAGUCGCAACAGCAGCACACUGGUGCUGCGGGAGACCUCCGACUGCACAGCCGUCUUUGAAAAGUUUAUCAGGUACCUGUACUGCGGGGAGAUCUUGAUACGUCUGGACCAGGCAACUCCUCUGCAUAAGUUGGCUACUAAGUACGGCAUACUGGGUCUUCGGCGGGGUCUGACCGAGUACAUGAGCCAAAACCUUGCCACUGAUUCCCCAGGGGGUCAUGUGGUUGGCUGGUACCAGUAUGCCUCAGCGGCAGGAGAUGCAGAACUGCGGGACAGUUGUCUGCAGUACCUUUCCUGGAAUCUGUCAUCAGUUCUGCAGAGCCGCGAGUGGCCAUUGGUCGGUCCGGAGCUGCUGAUGGCCUUGCUGCAGCGGUCAGACCUGGUCCUGCAGAGUGAGCUGGAGCUCUUCGAGGCUCUAGAGGAGUGGCUGAUGAAGAAUGAGCCAGAUGGGCUGACCACAGAGAACGCUUUACGGGCGGUGCGCUACGCCAUGAUCCCGCCGCGGGAGCUCUUCCGUCUGCAGCGCCAAUCUCAGAUUCUCACGCAGUACCAUGAGUCGGUGCGCGACCUACUCUACAUGUCUUACCAGUUCCACUCCACCUCGCCAGUUCAGCUGGCAAAGUUUUUUGACAUGAACUGCAGCCUUUUCGUGCCACGUAAUUACCUUUCGCCAACUUGGGGAGCGCCCUGGAUCAUCAAUAACCCAAGUCGUGACGACCGCAGCACCAGCUUCCAAACCCAGCUGGGUCCAAGUGGCUCUGAUGCAAACAAACGUGUGACGUGGAAUGCCUUGUUCUCGCCCCGCUGGUUACCGCUCAGCAUGCGGCCCAUGUACACGGAGCAGGGCACCAUGCAGCCACCGCGCCCUGAGGGCAUAGCUGGCACUGGACGCCCUCGGAUCAUUGUCACGCCUGCCACCUCCAGCACCGACUUUGCUGGGGUGAGCUUUCAGAAGACCGUCCUAGUAUCGACGCGGCAGCAAAGUAAACUGGUGGUAAAGCACAUCUACAACUUCCACCAGAGCACCGAAGAGACAGGUAACUUCCUUGCAGAGGCUGACCUGCACGACCGCACCUCUGAGUACCUGGUGGAUAGUGCUUUCUAUGUGCACAUCAUCAUCAAACCCCUGUACCACACUCUCAUCACUAGCAAGAACUGA